This is a messenger RNA of Humulus lupulus (European hop), 2556 nucleotides long. RefSeq lists its product as uncharacterized. The transcript has 3 exons. The record is from RefSeq and is a predicted model, not a curated record. Lineage: Eukaryota; Viridiplantae; Streptophyta; Magnoliopsida; Rosales; Cannabaceae. Bases 310 to 1740 code for a protein of 476 amino acids.
AAUAGAGUGUAAAGUCCCCACCAAAGUGCCUCCCUCUUCAAAAACGUUUCUCCUCCAAAACCGCUUUCACAUUUUCGGAACUCACUUUCUCUCUCCAUGAAGACCUUGCAGUACUAUUCACACUCCCCUCGCUCUCCACUCCACAGAGCUAUUUAGCCUGCAACCUUAAAACCGUCAUUCUCAUUCUUUGCUCUACUUCUGACUACUCUGGCCGGAGAACAACGUCUGCAACUGGCACGCGGCGGCCGGAGAAUUACUUUCUAGGGCAACAACGGUUGUUUUCUUUCCUCAUCUUUUUGCUUUUUUAGUAUGGAGAAGAAACAAGGAUUCUUUGCAGCUCUGAAAGAUGAGGUGGUUCGGGGCCUUUCUCCGUCGAGGUCUCGAGGAAACAGUCCGUCGAGGUCUGCUUCUCCCAUUUCUGGUUUGCUACGGAGGAAGAAGCACAGCAACAGCAGAAACAACAACAACCAUGGGCAGCCCGAUGGAUUGAUCGCGAGAUCGGGUAGUCUGAGGCCAAUGGGUGAGGCGCUUACGCCGCUGAUGGAGGGUCCUGAUCCGGACGGCGAAGUGGGGGACUCGAAGCGGGUUGGCUCGGGCUUAGGGCAGUGGAUGAAGGGGCAACUCUCGAGGGCUCCUUCGAUCACUUCAACGGCGUAUAAGAGGUCUGAUCUGAGACUAUUACUGGGAGUGAUGGGAGCUCCUCUUGCCCCUGUUCAUGUUAGCUCCAAUGAUCCUUUGCCUCACCUUAGCAUCAAGGACACUCCCAUUGAAACUUCAUCUGCUCAGUACAUCUUGCAACAGUAUACAGCAGCGUCCGGUGGGCAGAAGCUCCAAAACUCAAUUCGAAACGCGUAUGCCAUGGGAAAGCUGAGGAUGGUAGCUUCUGAAUUUGAAACAGCUACAAAGGUUAUGAAGAACAGGAAUGCCUCCAGAUGUACUGAGUCAGGUGGGUUUGUACUCUGGCAGAUGAAUCCAGAUAUGUGGUAUGUCGAGCUUGCAGUUGGGGGAAGCAAAGUUCAUGCUGGCUGCAAUGGCAAGCUGGUCUGGAGGCACACACCAUGGCUUGGUGCCCAUACUGCCAAAGGCCCCGUUAGACCCUUGCGUCGUGCACUUCAGGGUCUUGAUCCAAGAACAACAGCCAGUAUGUUCUCUGAUGCGAAAUGCAUUGGGGAGAAGAAGAUUAAUGGUGAGGAUUGCUUUAUCCUUAAGCUCUGUGCUGACCCUCAAACUUUGAAAGCGAGAAGUGAAGGCCCUGCUGAGAUCAUAAGGCAUGUCUUGUUUGGUUACUUUAGCCAGAAGACAGGCCUUCUUGUUCAUAUAGAGGAUUCCCAUUUGACUCGUAUCCAGUCCAAUGGCGGUGAUGCAGUGUACUGGGAAACUACGAUUAAUUCUUUCCUUGAGGAUUACAGGCCCGUUGAAGGGAUCAUGAUUGCCCAUUCAGGGCGUUCUGUGGUAAAUCUUUUCAGGUUUGGCGAGAUGGCCAUGAGUCAUACUAAAACAAAGAUGGAAGAAGCUUGGACAAUUGAAGAGGUUGCAUUCAAUGUUCCAGGCCUGUCUAUGGACUGUUUCAUUCCUCCAGCUGACUUGAGAUCAGGGAUGAUUGGUGAAACCUGUGAGCUCCCUCAGGAUGAAAGAGGAAAAGGUGCUAUUUCAAUAGCAUCAAGUCGGUCCAAAGUUGCUGCCUUGGAAAAGACACAUGAUGUUAAUGUGGAUAAUAUGAUUUGGAAAAUGGAAAUUUGACAAAUGGUAGGAUCCUUUCUAGGGCAAUUGUUUAUACUGGUAGAAAUUUUUAGUUCUUACACUUUAGGAGUUAUGAAGUAGGGAGUCUUAGUCAGAUUUUUUUUUGACUUUGGUUAUGCCUCUAUUAAUCUGUAAAUAGAGCAUAAUUGUUCACAGGUUCCUAAAACCAAGCCUGGAUGAAUCUUUAUACUCUCAAAUGCAGAAUCCAACAAGGGCGUUGGAGCUCGACUUUCCAGUUAGGGAUAGAGCAAAUGGAGGUUACAUUUUUAGUUUUCCUUCCAUGAAUGAAGAAAAUGGUGAAGCUCUGGUAUAGCAGCAAACCUCUUAACCUUGGUAUAGUUGUCACUAAUACUCUUGACUGUAUUCCAGAAGGGGCAGUAUAAGGAAACUGCCACUGGGUUGCCUGAGUUUUUUUUUUUUUUUUCUUUUUUUCUUUAUAAGCUAAUGUUUUUUUAGUUCUACUGUUUUGGGGUGUGCUAAUCUAAGGAUUGUUUGGUUGAUGUAAAACUUUCUCCUGGGUCUGGGAAUGAGAAAAAAAAGGGGGUGUGUUUUCUAGAUCUGCGGAGGUGAACAGAGUAGGAGAGCAUACUCUUUACUUUCCUUUUACCUGUUUUGUAAACCGACUUAUCUGGCAACAUGGGUCUCCCAGGUUGAAUGGUGUGGCCCUGUCUGCGUUCAAAAUGUAAGCAAAAAACAUUGUGUCCAUCUCUGAUGUUUAAUGCUUAUGAAUAUAUGAUGAUAAGCUGCUUAUCUUUCCUCAAUGUUUGUAAAACUGUACAGUUUUUUGAUUAAAUGUGUUGAAACUUUUUAAGAUUA